GAGUUUCUAAUCUAAACACCCUUUCCUCUCCUCCUAUUCUUCCAACUGCUGUGUUAAGCAGGCUAUGGCCACAAGUUUAGAGUAUCCUGCUGCCAAAGCCAGGAGGACUUCAGAGUGGUGGAGGAGGGGGCUGAUCUCAUUCAUCCGAUUUCUGCUACCCUCCUGCCCCCACUGAAGUAGUACACUUUGUACGUCCACGAACUCUUGGCAACUGGUAGUUUCCGUAGAAGACCGUGCUUUCUCCUCUUUCAUCCUUCAGCAUCCCUCUUUAGUGUUUUUGUCCUUGACACAUCUGUUCUCCCCGUCCCCUCCACCCCCACCUCCCCAAUCCUGUCAAAUCAAGGGUUGGUCAGAGUUCUCUUGGGGAAUAAAGGAAGAAGCAUCAGUUGUUGCUGGGAUGAUAGCUUGGCAGAGAAGAGGACAGAUGGACUUUCUCACAUCGGUACCAAUGGCGGCACCUGACUUGCUGGAUCCUAAAUCUGCCACUCAGAACUCCAAACCGAGGCUCUCCUUUUCUACGAAGCCCACAGUACUUUCUUCCCGGGUGGAGAGUGACACAACUAUUAAUGUUAUGAAAUGGAAGACAGUCUCCACGAUUUUCCUGGUGGUUGUCGUGUAUCUGAUCAUUGGAGCCACUGUGUUCAAAGCUCUGGAGCAACCUCAUGAGAUUUCACGGAGGACCACCAUUGUGAUUCAGAAGCAGACAUUCAUAUCUCAACACUCUUGUGUCAAUGCAACUGAGCUGGACGAACUCAUCCAGCAAAUAGUGGAAGCAAUAAAUGCAGGGAUUAUACCUUUAGGAAACACCUCCAAUCAAAUCAGUCACUGGGACUUGGGAAGUUCCUUCUUCUUUGCUGGCACUGUUAUUACGACCAUAGGCUUUGGAAACAUCUCGCCACGUACAGAAGGUGGAAAGAUAUUCUGUAUCAUCUAUGCCUUAUUGGGAAUUCCCCUCUUUGGUUUUCUAUUGGCUGGAGUUGGAGAUCAACUAGGGACCAUAUUUGGAAAAGGAAUUGCCAAAGUAGAAGAUACAUUUAUUAAGUGGAAUGUGAGUCAGACUAAAAUUCGAAUCAUCUCCACAAUCAUCUUCAUCUUGUUUGGGUGUGUUCUCUUUGUUGCCCUACCUGCAGUCAUAUUCAAGCACAUAGAAGGUUGGAGUGCCCUCGACGCCAUUUAUUUUGUGGUCAUCACUUUAACAACCAUUGGUUUCGGUGAUUAUGUUGCAGGAGGAUCAGAUAUUGAGUACUUAGAUAUUUACAAGCCAGUGGUGUGGUUUUGGAUCCUGGUAGGGCUUGCUUACUUUGCUGCUGUCCUGAGCAUGAUUGGGGACUGGCUUCGUGUUAUAUCAAAAAAGACAAAGGAAGAGGUGGGAGAGUUCCGAGCCCAUGCUGCAGAAUGGACAGCCAACGUCACAGCUGAAUUCAAGGAGACCCGAAGGCGCCUGAGUGUAGAGAUUUAUGACAAGUUUCAGCGGGCUACCUCCAUUAAAAGGAAGCUCUCGGCAGAAUUGGCAGUGAACCAUAAUCAGGAGCUGACCCCAUGCAAAAGAACCCUGUCAGUUAACCACUUGACCAGUGAGAAGGACAUCCUGCCUCCACUAAUGAAGACUGACAGUAUUUAUCUGAAUGGUUUAACGCCUCAUUGCCCAGGUGAAGAAAUUGCUGUCAUUGAGAACAUUAAGUAAUCCAUGGUUGGGAUACUGGUUCUUUGGAAAGCCUUGUCUUAACCAUGGCUGAGGACUUUGGUAUGCUCUUUAUAACUGAUGCUGUUAGCAUUUUUAAAGUGUGCAUGAGCUCAAAAGAAAAAACAAAACAAAACACAAAUGCCCAUCAUAGUCAUCUACCAUCAACAGAAAUUGGGAUUCUGAGCCAGCACUUUACUUUUGGAGAUGCUUGUUGAAUAGCACUACUAUCUUUGAUAGGUAGUGGAACAAGCGAUGUCUGAUGCCUUUCUGUGCCCAGACUGUUUUUUUUUUCUUUUCCUUAUUUUUUUUUCCUAAUGUGCCAUAAGGCCUAAGAAUGAAUUCUAAUUGUUUAUUCUAAUUAUGUAGCUUUGAGGGAUAAGUCCUUAACUUUUCAGGGUCUACCUAACUGAGCCUAGACAUGGACCAUUUAUGGAUGACAACAUUUUUUUUGUAAAUGGCAAGAAAUUCUUAUGCAGCCUUUUACCUAAGAAAUUUCUGUCAGUGCCUUAUCUUAUGAAGAAACAGAACCUCUCUAGCUGUUGUAUGAUUUUUCUGCCCCAUGACCCCAUCCCCUGACCUGCUGCCCUGCUCCUCAUGCCCCCAGUGCUCCAUGCAUGGAUACUCUACAUUGCUGGAAACAAUGUGUGAAAGUAAUUGAAAUGAGGAUACCUGAUGAAGGAAUGGACAGUGAACAAAUUAGAUGGAGGUUGGAACAAUGCUCAGAAACCCUAGUUUUAAAGGCACUACAUUUAAAAGAGAUGCACAAAUGUCCCCUACAAUUAGUUCUCUUCUUCAGGCCCCACUGUAAAACAAUCCUGUGUAAUUAUAGUCUGGCUUAUGGAAUUGUCAAGUUCCAUGGCAAGUUUCAUUUUUGUGGUAGUUUUCAGAAAUGAUCCCAUUUAUCAUCAAGUGUACCUAAAAAGAGGAGAGAAUCCACAUGUAAUAAAUUAUCUGACAGAUGAAAGCACUCAAUACUUUAUUUUAUUUAAGAUGAUCUUAAUUCAUUGGUUUUGCUUAACCAAAAUGGCAAAAAAAAUAAUCAAAAAUGUGUUUUUGGAGCAUUUGUUAAUAAAGUUUACCACUAGCAUUUUUUCUUUGAUGUUUGAAAGGGUUAUAAUCCCAAGGCCCUACCCCUGCCCCUGGACACAAGACAAUGACGUGGCUGCCCCAGGGGUGCACAAUCGUUCUACCCUCCAGUGGUUGCUUCCUCGGGGCUAUGACUGAAAGGAGAGCAGAAGAUGAAACUGGUAUCACUGUGACUUUGCACAUUGAAAAUGUAGACUGUAGGCAUAAUUCAUCCCUGCCAUAAGAGAGAGAAAGCUGUUAUAGCACAAUUUAAAUACUGAUAGCUCUUUUUAGAUAGGAAAGGCUGGUAUUCAGAACUAAAACGUUUUUUAGUUACUUUUGUAUCCUCUAGAUUUGUGGAUAUUUCUAAGAUACAGAAGAAAUGCUACAAAGGUACCCAGUAGAUUACUAAUUUUUUCCUUUAUUUUCAUAUUUAAGCCUACUGUAGAUAAAAAUAAGUUGAAACAACACGAUUGCCUAAAAUAAAAUUGGAAAAAAAUGUAUUGGAUUGUGUCCAAUGAGGCUGUCUUUAAAAAAUAUUGAUGUUACAAAUGCCUGUUUUUCAAAAAUAAAGAUUUAAGCUAGAAGUGUAAAUAUUCAGUUAACUUGCUGAGGGUACUGUUUUAAAUUUAGGAAAUCUAACACAAAUUUUUUAGGAGGCCAGGCGCUUUUAGAAAGAAAGCUACACCCAUUUCCUCAGUAACUGUGUUCUGAAAGUUCAUAUGGUGAGAUACACCUCUUGCCAUGUAUAAACUGUGAAUUGUAUGGAAAAAAAAUAAAGUUUUUAAUUAAAGUCA
Molecule: messenger RNA, 3546 nt
Organism: Phascolarctos cinereus (koala)
Lineage: Eukaryota; Metazoa; Chordata; Mammalia; Diprotodontia; Phascolarctidae
Gene: KCNK2
Product: potassium two pore domain channel subfamily K member 2
Biological process (GO): potassium ion transmembrane transport; stabilization of membrane potential
Cellular component (GO): plasma membrane
Molecular function (GO): potassium ion leak channel activity; outward rectifier potassium channel activity
Source: RefSeq, a predicted model, not a curated record